AUGGGCGAAGGAGGCAGCCAAGGGAGGACACUCCAGCAUGAGCUUAAACCCGAAAGCCAGCUCCAAGAGUGUCUCUUGCACAUCGAUUGCAGCGACAAACAAGUAGAAAUCGUCAGUUACGAGCUGAGAGGGAUUCCUCGGUAUCUGAGCGGUGCGCUCAAACACGCCAAAACGUUGACCCUCGUCUUGCAUGUCUCAGAGACCGGCCAGAUGGUCCUCCCGCCUGCCGACAGCUUGCCUCAACCCUUCUAUACACUCCGACUCUUGCUUUGGUCGAAAGCCGUGACGGAAGAGGAAGGCGCUGCGGAAAGUACGAAUGGCGUCCCUGUUCCCUCGCCCAACGUCCUUGAUGCUUUCGCGGCUCUUAUUGGCGAUUUGGGCCUUCAGAUCCUGUUAGAUGCUCUCGAGGGUGAUAUUGAGGCGAUGGACGAGGUGGACGUGAUGAGAGAGCUCGCCGAUAAUGCUUCUACCUACGAGGUAUGCUGUCCGAAUGCGGGUCACGUAGAGCAGCUUGCGAGGAGCUACUUCAAGUCGAGUCAUACUAGGGCAGCAAACCUUGAAUGGCCUGUGCGAUUUUUGGAGCUGGACGAGGAGACAGUCGAUGAGUAUGAUUUAUGGAAGAGAGCGCCAUAA
Cryptococcus amylolentus CBS 6039 is the source of this 633-nucleotide messenger RNA. RefSeq lists its product as hypothetical. The record is from RefSeq and is a predicted model, not a curated record. Lineage: Eukaryota; Fungi; Basidiomycota; Tremellomycetes; Tremellales; Cryptococcaceae. The coding region runs from base 1 to 633 and encodes 210 amino acids. The transcript has a single exon.